AUGACCCUCUGCAUCACCAGCGCUCUUCUUUCGACUCUCUUCGUCAAGGUCAGGAACCUCUUUAGACACGAUCGAAACAUACCUCCUCGAGCAUCGAGCUUUUCCCGCUUGACCUUCCAAGAUGGCUACCGCAGUAGACAGGCCGAUGACGCCACAACCGAGAAUCGCAACGUGACUCGAAGAAUCCGCCAUGUUCGACUUGACCAGCUUGAGUGCUUGCUGUCGAUACAGAUAAAGGUGAAGUAG
Molecule: messenger RNA, 246 nt
Organism: Pseudozyma hubeiensis SY62
Lineage: Eukaryota; Fungi; Basidiomycota; Ustilaginomycetes; Ustilaginales; Ustilaginaceae
Exons: 1
Coding region: 1-246 (81 amino acids)
Source: RefSeq, a predicted model, not a curated record